Molecule: messenger RNA, 657 nt
Organism: Oldenlandia corymbosa var. corymbosa
Lineage: Eukaryota; Viridiplantae; Streptophyta; Magnoliopsida; Gentianales; Rubiaceae
Source: the annotation of a GenBank genome assembly
AUGGCCGGCCGAGGUGGGGUGAAAAAAGGUGUUUGGGACGGGAAUGCUCCCCCGGAGUGCCAACCAAAUCCAUCCAUUCUCCGGCUCUCUGCAACUACAUCUGGGAGGAAGCGAAAGAGCCACUACAUAAGGACAUUGAUGUGGGAAAACCUGCUGGGAUUGGUCCAGGUAUGCCGUUUGCAAAUUCGGUGCUGCGCAAGGACCCGUAUAUCGGGUUUGGUGCCCUGUGCCAUCGGAGGUACGCAGAUAAGUCAAUGGGAGCGUGGUACUGAAAAUUACAACCGCUUAAUUGAUAGAACAAGAUUCGCCAUGACAAGUGGAGGAUUUAUCCGAGCAAUCUUGUGGUAUCAAGGUGAGAGUGAUACUGAUGAUGAUGCAGAAGCCACCUCCUACAAGCAAAAACUGGAAAAUUUCUUUUUAGAUGUUCGAGCUGAUUUGGUGGCGAUAAUUUCUGGAAACAACACAAAGGAUAUUAACAUUAUACGUCAAAUACAAUUAGAAACAAGAAUUCCAAACGUGCGAUGUGUCGAUCCCAAAGGCCUCCCACUGAAAGGUGAUAAUUUGCAUCUUACAACUCCAUCCCAAGUCAGGCUUGGACAAACGUUGGCUAAUACUUUCCUUAAGUUUCCGCACCCAGGUUCACGUAAGGUUCCAUAA